Molecule: messenger RNA, 1221 nt
Organism: Phaedon cochleariae (mustard beetle)
Lineage: Eukaryota; Metazoa; Arthropoda; Insecta; Coleoptera; Chrysomelidae
Source: the annotation of a GenBank genome assembly
AUGUUAAAACUAGAGAUGCAAUUUGAGGCGAAAAAAUUUGAUUCGAGUGACGUCCUAGGGUGGAUAAGACAGUCCCUAGAAAACGAAAAUGUAUCCAACUUAAAUAUACAGCUGAAUGGAUCUUCUGAUGGGAAAAACAAUGGGUUUGCAAGUGACAUGUUGUUCGCCACAGCUACAGGAGUGGACCAGAAGGGUGAUAAAAAGGACAUUCGUCUAGCUAUCAAAGCAAGCAAAGAGUUUGGGCAUGCAGCGAGCGAUGAUUUCUUGAAACUGUUGUUUGAACGAGAAGUUCUGGUAUAUCAACAGCUAUUCCCAACUUUGAAAAAAUUUCAACAGGACAAAAAUAUCACAGCACCCUUCGAUGAUGCUGUUCCCAAAUGUUACAAGACAUUCACUUCUGUUGAUAAUGCAUCUGUGAUAGUCUUGGUUUUGCAAGAUUUGAAUCAAUUAGGCUACAAACUUCAUGAUAAAAUGGUUUCAUUGGACGUACGACAUAUUCGAUUGGUAUUGGAACAGUACAGUAAGUUCCAUGCAUUAUCUUUUGCUUUUCGUGAUCAAAGACCCGAAGAGUUCAAGGCAGUAGCCGAAAAAUUCUUUUGUCAUUCUGAAGGAAUUACUAAUGGCUCUCACUAUUCGUCGGUUAGAGCGAAAAUAUCGCAGAAUUUAAGGGAAGCAUCGAGAGAGGAUUUGGCAGACCAGUUCGAAAAAGUUGUAGAUAGAGGAGUAAAGGAAAUGAUGGUUGAUAUUCUGCGUGAUGAAGUUGAGCAAUCAGUUAUAAUACAUGGAGACUGUCAUAGUAAUAAUUUCAUGUAUAGAUAUGAGGAAGGAAUCCCAACAAAGGUCAUGAUCUUGGACUGGCAACUUUCUUUUCAACACUCACCUAUUCUAGACCUGUCAUACUUCUUGUACCAGGUGGCCGGCGAGAAUCUUAACGAACUCCGUGAGUUGUUAGAGUUCUAUCAUCGUGAACUCACUAAAAAUCUUGAAGCCUUGGGAACCGAUGCCAGCAAGGUUUUCCCAUUUUCAUCCUUGUUAGAACAUUGGGAAAAGUAUUCUUUUUACGGUUUCAUUUUUACGGUCGUAUAUUUGGAUUUGUUUUUCGUGGAAGAAGGUACCAAAGUGAUGUUUGGUAACAGUAACAUGAAAAUAAAAUAUAUAGAAGCAUAUCGGAGGAAGUUGAUUCCAGCGGUAGAUAAUUAUUGUAAUUACAAAUUGUAGUAA